GAGGGAAAGCCAGAGAACAAGAAGGAGGAGGCCAUGUCAUGAGAAAGAGUGGGUGAGCGAGAGACUGCAACAGAGUUCAGACAGUUGGAUGAGGAAGUAGUGAUGGUGAGCACAUGGGUGUGGUUGGUUAGCAGUUUGCAUAUCUGCCUUUGACGAGUGACGUACAGAGGAAAGCACCGUGGGUGAUGAGGCUGUGGAUGAAUCUCUGGACUCGGGCAACUCACAGGAUGGAUACUAAGAUUUAUUUUACCUCAUUGACCUUCUUCCUGUUUGUCAUGUUAAAAGUGUCGGGGGCUCAGACUCCACCACACGCGGAUCAAAUGCAGUCUGUGAGCAACAACAUGGCAAACUCACCAACAAUGCCCGCUGCUGCGACUCCCACCGAUGUAACAGGAAGCAGAAUGGGAAGCAGAACCACCAGAGAUGCUGACUCCGCCCCGGAAACUCGCCCCGCUGAAGGAACCACAAGACAGAGCACCAGCAACCCAGUCAACGUCACCCCCACCACAUCACAAAAUAAGACUGCAACAGCUCCCAAAGAACAACAAACAACAAAACCACAACCAAAGCCCACAACCACUCCAGCAUCCACAGUGACAUCUUCCCCAUCCACAACUAAGAAAACCACUGCUGUUGCCCGGGAUUGGAAGUGGGAUAAAGAUUUCGUCUAUGGUGAGAAGCUACAUUUGACUGUGUUUUUAUGUCUGUCCAGUCCAUCCAACGCCUGGAGGGAAUUCCUUCAAAUUUGGCACAAACUUCAACUUGGACUUGUGGAUGAACGAAUUCAAUUUUGGUGGUCAAAGGUCACUGUGACCUCACGUCCAUCCCAAUCGUGAUAUCUCAAGAACGCCUUGAAGGAAUUUCUUCAAACUUGGCACAAACGUCCGCUUUUACUCAAGGAUAAAGUGAUUACAUUUAGAUGUUCAAAGGUCGAGGUCACUGUGACCUCACGUCUGUCCCAUUCUCAUGCUAUCUCAAGAAUGCCUUGAACGAAUUUCUUCAAAUCUGGCACAAACAUCCAAUUGGACUUUAACUGUUAACUGUUUACAAUUUGGUGGUCAAAGGUCAUUGUGACCUCACAAAAAAACAUUUUUGGCUUUAACUCAAGGAUCCAAAUGUUAAAUAUGACAAUUUCACACAAAUGUGGAAUAGGAUAAAAUGAUGAAGUGAUGACCUUUUAGACAGACAUGGAUGUAAACUGCAACUUGACUGGCUGGCGGAGGCAUACAACCGCUAAGUGGUCAUUCUAGUUUUGUGUAA
This is a messenger RNA of Sebastes umbrosus (honeycomb rockfish), 1260 nucleotides long. It is a transcript of the gene fxyd5, whose product is annotated as FXYD domain containing ion transport regulator 5. NCBI's taxonomy places the organism in Eukaryota, Metazoa, Chordata, Actinopteri, Perciformes, Sebastidae. The record is from RefSeq and is a predicted model, not a curated record. Bases 186 to 836 code for a protein of 216 amino acids. The transcript has 8 exons. Gene Ontology annotation, molecular function: sodium channel regulator activity. Gene Ontology annotation, biological process: regulation of sodium ion transmembrane transporter activity. Gene Ontology annotation, cellular component: membrane.